Molecule: messenger RNA, 1100 nt
Organism: Acipenser ruthenus (sterlet)
Lineage: Eukaryota; Metazoa; Chordata; Actinopteri; Acipenseriformes; Acipenseridae
Gene: tyw3
Product: tRNA-yW synthesizing protein 3 homolog (S. cerevisiae)
Exons: 6
Coding region: 152-937 (261 amino acids)
Biological process (GO): tRNA methylation
Cellular component (GO): cytoplasm
Molecular function (GO): tRNA methyltransferase activity
Source: RefSeq, a predicted model, not a curated record
UUGUUCUCCUAGUUUUGUCCCAGCCGGACACCUUACAAACAUGGCGCUGCUCCUUACAAUAUUCAUGUGAUUCUCAGGAAUCAAAUUCUACAUUGAAAAAUGUGUAGCACGGUUUUGUUUUUCCCAAUAAAACUGUAAUUUCUGUUGCAAAAUGGAAGCGGGAAAUAACUUCAAACAAUGGAAGAAACAGUGUUUGAGUAAGGUAGAUUUCAGCAAGAAGGGGAGUGUCGAUGAGGAUAUCAAAAAUAUUGUCAGUUUUAUCAACGACUGCCACAAUUAUUUCACCACCAGCUCAUGCUCUGGACGGAUAAUAUUAAUCAAUGGGGAAAGUGAUAACACCGAAGUACAGAAGCAGAACUGCUCCUGGUUAUUUGUCUCUCAUCAGAAGUGUCAAAAGGAAGAUGUGCUUGCAGGACUACGGAAAGCCUGUGGGGACGCUGUCUUCAAGUUUGAACCAUUUGUGCUCCACGUGCAGUGCAAGCAGCUGGAGGACGCCCAGCUCCUGCACUCUGUGGCUGUAAACUCUGGAUUUAGGAAUUCUGGGAUAACUGUUGGCAAGAAAGGAAAAAUAAUCAUGGCUGUGCGAAGCACCCAUUGCUUGGAAGUUCCACUUAGUCAUAAAGGUCAGGUUCUUGUUCAAGAAGAGUAUAUUGACUACGUGGUGCAAGUAGCCAAUCAGAAAAUAGAGGAAAACCAGAAAAGAAUAGAGAGGUUCCAUAGUUGUCUGCUGGCUGCAGUGGGUGCAGGUGAAACUUUUAACAAAGGCAGAGUGGAGGAAACCAAAGCGGAACCCGUGUACACCCGAAGAAGAAAAAGGGGACAAGAAAAAACUGACAGUAAAAAUGCCUCACCAGUUCAGGAUGAUGUCAUUCUGCAGAAUGAUGAUGAGGACAGUCUAGAGAGUGGACUCCACUUGUUUUGUUUGGAGUCCUGUUGAGCUACAAAGGAGGGCCAUUUUUAUGGAAAAUGUAGAUUGAGGGGUUUGAUGUCUGAUCACAAGACUGUAAAGAAUGGUCUCUUUACAUGUUACGUCAUGAAGGGGUUUGUCUCUGGUAAGACAUUAUAAAUAAUAAAUGUGUUUCUUUUCAAAAGGCCAUAAA